AGUAGCUGUUCUUCUCUUUAUAUCUACACAUCGCACUAGAGUCUGCAUCUCUCACUUUACAGAGAAUCAAGAAGAUCUAUUUGGAAAAAUAUGCAACUUUUUCCCGUAUUAAAAUGGAUUCUUCUGUUUUCAAUUAUAAUGACGUUGUUGUGCUUUGCAAGGUUCCUGUAUACAGACUGUACCCAAAAGGCUUCCCAAUUGACUUUGAAAACAUCAUAUGAAUCAAGAAAAUCACAAUCUAUUCAGAACUUGGUCAGUUAUCCUGUCUCCAAUAAGAGUGCAUGCGCCUGCCAGCUGAGAAAAGGGUUUGGGGUACAACAGCUACAGACAUUUGUGCCUGAAGAUGAUUUAAGGUCCGCUGUGGAAAGACGUAAGAAGGAAUAUGAACAUUACAAGAAAAGGGAGCAGACGGAUAAUAUACCCUUAAUAAUAGCACCAUCCAACUCACCAUUAAGGUAUCCCAUUCAUGGCGUCCAAGUCAAGCCUCUUAGCACAAUCCUAUUACCAGGUUUACAAAUUGAUGUAUCUCUGCCAAAAUAUACGGUGGCACUUGAGGCAUCUCUUGGAACCUUUGACAUUCAAGUUAAUACAUCUGAAACUCGAUCAUCUGUGAUUCAGAUAAAUGGAAGAGGAGAAAAACGUCUGGAAAUGAUCACCAGUGAUAUCAGCGUCAUAAAUCGCAUUCUGGGGAAAACAACUUACACAAGUACUGUUUACAGCAUCGACAGUCUAGAUAUUGUUAAAUUUUCUAUGAACCAGUACUUGGCUAAUAUCCCCGUUUCAAUUCGACAACCUCCAAUAGCCCGCUUACAUGACCCAGGACGGGAUGGAAAUAUUAGCUCCUUGGUGACAAUCGCCACGAAGACCUUUCUGCGCUAUGAUAUGUUACGAAAGCUCAUAAAAAGUAUACGUCUGUAUUACCCCGACAUAAAGGUCAUCGUGGCUGAUGACAAUGACGAGCUUGAGAAAAUUGAAGAUCCAAAUGUAGAGCAGUACUUUAUGCCAUUUGCUAAGGGAUGGUUUGCGGGCAGGAAUCUUGCUGUAUCCCAAGUAACCACCAAAUAUUUCCUUUGGGUGGAUGAUGACUUUCUGUUUACAGAGGAAACUAAAAUAGAAAAACUAGUGGAUGUAUUGGAAGGAACCGACUUGGAUGUGGUAGGUGGUAAUGUGGCGGGUAACCAUUUCAGUAUAACACUCCUCUUGGAAGAAGGCGAUGAUAAAGGCGAUUGUCUACAUUGGGAAAAGGGUGCAUACCAUCAAAUUGAAGGCUUUCCUAAUUGUGUGCUAUGUUCGGGAGUAGUGAACUUCUUCUUGGCCCAUACAGAGAGAGUUCUCGGCGUUGGAUUUGACCCAAAGCUAAACCGAGUAGCACAUACAGAAUUCUUCAUCGAUGGUUUGGGACGCCUGAGAGUAGGCUCAUGUGACCACGUCAUUAUUGACCACCCAAAAAAAAUAAAACCGACAGAGGAAAAACAGUAUAAACUGUUCCGUAAAUACCAAUCAUUCCGAAAAAGUAAAAAUUUUGAGGAACAUAGAGCUAAACUUGAACUACUUCAUUUCAAGAGCCGACUGAGCUGUUUCAUAAAGAAGAAAACUCCAAAAUGAUGCCAGAAACCUACAGACAUGGAGUGUCCAGAGAGAAAACAGGGAAAGACCCCAACACCCAGAGAUCAACAAAGAGCAGCUAUAGGCCUGAUAUGCCUCCACGCCUUUAUCCAGACCCUUUGCGGCCAUCUGUCUUUCUUCAGACCCUAAAUUUUCCCUACCUCAUCAAGAAUCUCACACACCACCACCGGAACACUAAGGACUUUCUGCCGAAGGGAUACCUGACACCAUGCAUUCCAGGUGUAAUAUCGGACUACUAAACUGAAUAGAAAAAGAGUGUAUAAAAUCAAAUCCCUUGCGAUUCUGCAAUGCUUCAUACACCCACUGAGCAUAAGACAUGCUAGACAAGAAAAGAAGGCAAGAGUCCUCCCCACCUUAUUAUAGACUUCUACAUUGAAAGAGCACUGAAGCAAGAAGUGGUCCAUGGUUUCCUCCUCACCCUGACACUCUGUUCUUGGACAACCAUGUUUGUCCAAAGAACGGCACUUCACGUUUCCCCUCACAUAGAGCCUACCAUGGAAAGAGAGCCAGGCCUGGUCCCUAAAUUGUCCAUAAAUCUGCUCAGAAUUUAUCAAAGGUAAACCCUCCCUCAUAUUAUGACCUGUCCCUUAAGGCCAGUGGUGCAUGAAAGACAGUACCCAUGAUCUUCUCACUCAGGAGUCUCCUAGGAAGGAACCUGAUAUCCUCCGCUGUUACAUGCCACAAAGAAUUUUCAGACCCGGGGUAACAUAAGGCAGGAGCUUACCAUGCUUGACCCUUAGGCUUUUCACUGGCCCACCACUCUUCCAACAGCCCAGAAAAGGUCUAAACCAGAUCUGGAAAAUACCUACCCAUCCAGGCGGCCUUUCUGGUAGCAUGUUACCAAAAUUAUGUUUCAAAAACAUCAGAGAGAAGAACACAAAUGGGUUGACCAUCCCUAUGCCACCCUUCCACCUAGAUAGCUAAGUCACAUUCCGCUUCACGAGAUUCAGCCUUUUCCCCCCAUAAUAAUUGGAAGAAACAACUAUAAAUCCUGUUAUAACUCUGAGGCCCCAUACAGACGAGCGAACUGUCCGCUGAAAUCGUUCCGCCGGACCGUUUUCAUCGGACAUGUCC
Rana temporaria (common frog) is the source of this 2700-nucleotide messenger RNA. Its product is annotated as beta-1,4 N-acetylgalactosaminyltransferase 2-like. The transcript has 12 exons. Lineage: Eukaryota; Metazoa; Chordata; Amphibia; Anura; Ranidae. Gene Ontology annotation, biological process: UDP-N-acetylgalactosamine metabolic process; UDP-N-acetylglucosamine metabolic process. The record is from RefSeq and is a predicted model, not a curated record. Gene Ontology annotation, cellular component: Golgi membrane. The coding region runs from base 91 to 1605 and encodes 504 amino acids. Gene Ontology annotation, molecular function: hexosyltransferase activity.